This is a messenger RNA of Xylona heveae TC161, 2491 nucleotides long. Its product is annotated as RGS-domain-containing protein. The coding region runs from base 244 to 2310 and encodes 688 amino acids. Lineage: Eukaryota; Fungi; Ascomycota; Xylonomycetes; Xylonales; Xylonaceae. The transcript is spliced from 3 exons. Gene Ontology annotation, biological process: intracellular signal transduction. The record is from RefSeq and is a predicted model, not a curated record.
UUCAUUCUUUGGUACCGCUCGUCCCAGGUCCCCACCUGAUACCAACUUUCACCUCCGUUAUUCUUGUCUAGCCGUUUCCUUUUAACUCUUGGUUCAUCCUUCUCUGACACACGCUUACCGGCCACCAAUUCCUUAAACCCCCCACCCCUGGCGCCUCGUGGCAAUCCUGACACCUCCGAUCAGGGCCUUACCGGAUUCUGAACCCGGUUCGCUGCCCGUGUCAUCCUCAGACCGCCCACAUACAUGACGACCCUCACGUCCACCUCGUUCACUCCUCCCUCUCCGGCUCCCAUUUCUUCUUCUCUCCCUCUGCGACAUCGUCCUUCACAGGAGCGGCCGGUGUACCGAUCUGCGCUGCGCUUCUCAGAACUCCUGCACAAUCGAUCCUCGUCGACGGCAACAGCUACUUCACCGUUUUCAACUGACCAUUCCUCUGCCCCCGCCAGCUCUCUGCCGGAUUCUUCGCACCCACGCUCGCUCGCCGACGUUGGCCUGGAGAAGAUUACAAACGCCCUUUCUUCCUUGACCUCUCGUCCGCCGUUGCGGACAUCUUCGUCGCUAGCCAGCUUCACGAGCGACACAAUUGCUGAGACUGCGGAGCGCAACACGUCCGCACCCGAACCCACAAACGAUAAAACCAAACGACCAGCAAGGGUAUCUUACCGCAGUUCGAUUAUCCUCCCAAAACGUGACGGGACUGCGGAGCGAGCAACAUCUCUGACGAAUCCUGGCAUGCCGCAUCCAAUCAUGCCUGACGCUGAAGAGAAUGCAGCAGCGGCCAAUGGCCGCUCCGCCAAUAACAUGCACCAGUCCUCCUCCCGCCUGCUCCGUAUGACGAGCGAUGGACGCCCAUUUAUCAAGGACUUUUAUGACCUCUUUGCGACCUUAAUGGUCAGUUUGCCUUUGACACCGCACCGUGUGCGCUUUGCCAAGGUUGAGCACACUUUUUCCUCUGAAGAGGCCAUUGCGAACCUGGGUUCGCUCAAAUUCUCUCAAUCCAACCGCAUGCCAGACCCCAAGGACCCCUCGCGGAUUGUCACGACGACAACAACAACCACCUUCUCCAUGGCAAAAGAUAUGGCGCGGUCUAUUUGCCAAAAGUUUCUUGAUGGCAGGCUGAUUGAGACUACGGAUGGCAAGUCCAACACGACGUUUCCCCUCAAGGGCAGCGUGUGGCAGCUCUCGCCAAAGGGUAUUUGCGUCGUGCAAGUCUUUUGCCAGCGGAACGGCAUCACUCAGCGUCAUGUGUUGGACUUGCUAGAGAGCGCGCGUAACACCAUGCAGCUCCUAUUCUUGGAGCGUGAUCCUCGCACAGACGCAUUGUCGCAUGAUCGUGGCACUCUCGAGGUCAUCUUCCGCCGUUUUGCGGGAUAUGAAGCCCCCAACCUCCGCUCGAGCCAGUCCAUUUCCGACUCGGACUCGCUCGAGGACUACACCACCGGACUCACGGGCGUCAAGAUGACCAAGGAGCGCAAAGCUGGCGACAAGGUUGUGGAGAAUUCAUUUACGGGUAAAGGGGCCAUGACUUGGCUCAUGGAUUGCUGCAGCUGUUUUGACCGCCGCGAGGCAUAUGACUUGUCCGACUCCUUUGUCCGCCUUGGAUUAGUCUGGCCUUCGGCCGAGGACUCGUUUUAUCGAAAGGAGCACCCAAUGGCCACCCACUUCCAGCCCACCAAGUAUGCCAUUUACACUUUAACCGGCAAGGGUCAACGAGUUGCUGGCUGGAUUGCCCACGAUACUAAUGUGCCCAUGCCCGAUGGCAUCACGGCCAAGGGUGAUAAAGCUGGUCGCGACUCGAACACUAGUCGGAUGACGGUGAUUCUCAAUGACCCAGCUCUUCGUCUAUUGUUCCGCGAGUACCUCCGAGACACGCACUGUGAAGAGAACCUGACAUUUUACCAAGAAAUGGUGUCAUUUCUUCGAGAGCGCAAACGCGUGGCCGACGAUGCGGAGACGACGCGUGAAAUGCUAGCCGCAGCCUAUGGCCUCUACAAUGCAUUCCUCGCUCCGGGUUCGCCAUGCGAAUUGAACAUUGAUCACAGCUUGCGAAGCUCCCUUGCCAGUCGCAUGACUCGGUCAGUCCAGGGCGAUGAAGCCAUUGCUCAAUGCUUGGAAGAAAUUUCAUCGCUCUUUGACCAGGCGCAGCGCUCAGUCUUCAAGCUCAUGGCCAGUGACUCUGUGCCAAAAUUCCUCCGAGACCAGAAAUAUGCCCCUAUCCUGCGCGAGCAUGACUUUGAGAAUGCAGUUGCUUCCGCACUCCAUCAGAUUAUGCCGUCUGCCGACCGGCCGCCUAGCAAGCUUUCCAAGUGAAGAAGGCCUUGCAGUUGAAGCAGCCUUUUGUGGUGCCAUUUGCGGUUCAGCAAUUGUCUGAUCAAAGCAAGUCAAUCGACCGCGCUUCGGCCUCUAUGGCUUCACAGCAUGGUAACUGGAGUCGCACGCGCAACAUCCCGACUUUCCCACGCUAUCAACACGCUCAUUGACCUCACUCGUU